AUGUCACCAUUUCCGCUAGUUUAUGGCAAGCCUUGCCAUUUUCCAGUUGAGCUAGAGCAUAAAGCCUUUUGGGCAAUAAAGCAAUGGAACAACAGCUUAAUAGAGGCAAGUUCUAACCAAAAGUUGCAAUUGCAGGAACUAGAGGAAAUAAGGAAUGAAGCCUACGAGACUGCCAGAAUUUACAAUGAGAAAACCAAAGCUUUUCAUAAUGAAUCAAUUUCUCGGAAAAAUUUUCAAGUACGCCAAAAAGUUUUACUUUUUCAUUCUCGGUUAAAAAUUUUUCCAGGUAAAUUGAGGACACGAUGGAUUGGUCUGUUUGUUGUAAUUAAGACUUUUAACCAUGGAGCCUUGCAAAUUCAAAGUCUUGAAACUAGUAAAACUUUUAAAGUGAAUGGCCAUAGACUCAAACCCUUUUAUAAGGGAUUUAAGCCCAAUGAUGAAGAAAUUAUAGUUUUGGGAUGGCCCGCGCCGCCUCUUCCCGUGCCACUUCCUCCGCCGCCAAAAGUCACGCUGCCAGCGCUUCGAUCCGGAGCCGCUGCUCGUCGAGCUGCCGCUAGACCAUGA
Messenger RNA from Manihot esculenta (cassava), 564 nucleotides. RefSeq lists its product as uncharacterized. NCBI's taxonomy places the organism in Eukaryota, Viridiplantae, Streptophyta, Magnoliopsida, Malpighiales, Euphorbiaceae. The record is from RefSeq and is a predicted model, not a curated record. The transcript has 2 exons. Bases 1 to 564 code for a protein of 187 amino acids.